CGCGUUGCUCCAAUGAAAUUGUGCAAGGCUGACAGUGACCGCUAAAUUAGCCGUGAACUUAUUAUUUUUAGCACUCUCCGCAAAGGCCUAAAAGAAGUGGGCUGGGAAGCCUUAUCAUCAGCCUCAUCAUUUGUGUCCAGCCUCGAAUGAGGUCGACGUGAGUGCAGAUAAUUGAGGCCUGCUGUGGACACAUUGUUGAUUGUAGAAUCAGAUGACCUGGCGUGUACAUCUAGGUAGAUUAAAAAAUGUUCUGGGGCUUCGUGGCGCUUGGAUGUGUUCGUCAUCGUUAGUUGUAGCCGGCCACGUAAUAGAAAGCAACUGCGAUCUUUUGAAAGGCCCCUCAAGGGAGAGGAAACUAGGUCACCAGGGUCAAUUAAGGUGUGCGUUUAGGCUUAGGCUUAGGCAUAGGCGGGGACUGCCAUGGGUUCCGCGUCAUCUCCCGCGAAUCUUCCUGCCGACUUGUCCGACAUGCCGCAUCACCCACCACUGCCAUUUUCUUAUUUUCCAUGACUGCGCCUGCGCCAUGCCACUACAGACUCCAUCCAUCCAUUCACUGCCAUUGCGCCUGAAAAAGAGCGAACGGGCAUAAACCAUGAUGAUGCUGCUGCUGCUGACCAUCGUUACUUCCAUCACCAUUACGACUACUAUUACCACUGCCACCCAGCAAUAGGCCCAAGUUGGUUUCUUUCCUUUUACUUACACCUCACCUCAUUGCUUGCGUUUCGUCGUGCAUUAACAAACACUUCGUCUU
Molecule: messenger RNA, 751 nt
Organism: Exophiala viscosa
Lineage: Eukaryota; Fungi; Ascomycota; Eurotiomycetes; Chaetothyriales; Herpotrichiellaceae
Exons: 1
Coding region: 212-589 (125 amino acids)
Source: RefSeq, a predicted model, not a curated record